GUUGCCCAAGGGCAGUACAUCCAAGAACUUUAAAAUUACUGUUUCCCCUCUCUCUUAGGAAUAUCCUUGAUCCGGAGUGUUUAAUUUGUGGAAAGAAGAUAGUCACAGAUGAUGCAAUUUUUAAUUUUGGCUCUAUAAAACCAGAUGAAAUCAAGAGCAGGGAGACUGAAAGACUUGCCAAACGUAUGAACAAGAAUUUUCUUCGGUCUGGACAAUCAAAUCCAUAUAAGGAUGAUCCAUUGUUACCGAACCUCAACAGAUGGGAGCAUUCAUUUCCAAAGCACUUUGUGCCCCAUUCACCUGCUUUGGGGUUUCAACGUCCAAUUUGUGAUGCAGACGAUCGACACGGAGUAUCAAGUAGCUUGCUUCAGAUGGCUGAGAAAACAGCUCGAGGCCUGGAGGAUGUCCCCGGCUCUUCUCCUGAUGAAAAUGAGUUUCCUUUUGGAUAUCCCACCAGCAUUUGCGAAGAUGCGCCCGAUCAGAAGUACCUGUGCAGCAACUGCAAUAAUAUUCUGAAGAAAGCCCUGCAGACGCUGUGUGGGCAUCGUUACUGCUCCGCUUGCCUGGCAUGGAUCGUACGAAACAAUAAAAAUCCAGUCUGCCAGAAAUGUAAAGAGGAGGAUCCCAGCACUUUAAGCGAAGGAAGCCUAUUGGCAGAAGAAAGGGCUUUCGGUGAUGCUGCCAUUAAUAAAGAGAUCUCUGAACUCAAAGUGCAUUGCGUGACCCUGGGAUGCAGUUGGUCUGGUACCAUGAAAAAUUUUGAGGAGCAUCAGAGCCUCUGCGAAUAUGCUUUAAUCCCCUGUCACACUGGCUGCGGACACAUGGUGAUGAGGAAGAAACUCGCAGAUCACUUGGAAAAUGGAUGUGUUAAUAACGUGACAAUGUGUCAGAAGUGUAAGCGGAGUUUAUCCAGUAGUGAGUACGAAAAACAUUCAUGUGAAGGCAAUUUAUAUAAGGAAGAAAAACGCGUGCAAACAGAAACACCAUCAAAGGAAAAGAACCACUCUACACCAUCAGCCAACAAGGAUGGAUGUCGGUUUUCUGAAGUCGGCUGUUCGUUCAGGGGGAGCAAAGAGAAGAUAAAGGAGCAUGAAAAAAUUGCGGUUGGGGCCCACAUGCUGCUUCUGCUGCAGCACAUAAAGGAGCUGAAGGCAAGCUUGUGCCCUGCUGCCAGAGCUGCAGACGGCUUCGUCCCGCAGCCGGAGCUGAGUGUGAAUGGGGCAGGAAAACUCAACUCUGACCUGCAGAUCCCAGCGAGUUUGGAAGUCAAUGGGGACCUGGAAGUAGACUGUUUUCCUGUAUCUUCUGUUUCUGAAGAUGAUUCAGUUCUGCAGCAAAUUGUGAGGGAGAAGGUGAUUUCUGAGCUAGAAAAUAAGCUACAUGUGUUUGAGAAUAUUGUGGCAGUGCUCAAUAAAGAGGUGGAGACCUCAAACUUGGAAAUCACAGCCUUUCGGAGACAGAGUGAACUCGAUCAAAAUAUAAUACGAGGCCUUGAACUGAAGAUUGCAGAGCUGCACCGGUGCCUGACGCAGAAGGACGCAGGCCUGAGCAGUCUGCACAAGAGCCUGCUGUUCUCUGAGCAAGCUUCCUACGAUGGGGUCUUUCUGUGGAAAAUAACGGACGUCGGCAGGAAGUUACAAGACUCGGUGACGGGAAGAACAGUCAGUUUGUAUUCACCAGCUUUCUACACUGCGAAGUACGGCUACAAAGUCUGCCUGAGGGUUUACCUGAACGGGGAUGGGACAGGGAAGGGGACCCACGUGUCUCUCUUCUUCGUCGUCAUGAAAGGGGACUACGAUGCUCUGCUUCCUUGGCCUUUCAGACACAAGGUUACGUUUAUGUUGCUUGACCAAAACAACAGAGAACACAUUAUUGAUGCAUUUCGCCCAGACCUGACGUCUGCUUCGUUUCAGAGACCGGUGAACGAUAUGAAUGUUGCAAGCGGGUGUCCUAUGUUCCUUCCGUUGUCCAAAUUACAGUCACCUAAAUAUGCCUACGUGAAAGAAGACACACUUUUCCUUAAAUGCAUUAUAGAAACAAAUUAGUAAAUCUUGAAAUAUUUGUAUCUGGUAAAACACCCACUGAAUUUCAUUAGUUUACAAAAGAAGAACCAUCAGCUUGAGCCUUGGUGUUAGCUUUCACGCACACAAAACCACCUGCACUCUGCUGAAUCAGGUCUCACCGGCCGAAGAUCUGCCUGCCGGCGUGAGCUGCUGCCGAGCACACUGAGGACAUCGCCCAGUGCCACGUGAAGGCUGCUAUCGCACGUGGAAACUGUGAUUUUUUCAUAGAAACAGCUGACACUGCUCUUUUAGGUAUAGGUUGCAGUCCCUCCCGCUGCAGCUGCGCGGGUGCAGAGCAGAGCGGCUCUGGCUCCGGCCCUGCCCCGGGCGUGCAGCCGCACCGGCUGCCGGCCCUGGCGAGGGAUUUUGGCUGCUCCCCUGCCAGCAACGAGGGCAGGUUCCUUUCCCCGAGGAAACCUGGUUUGCUGAUCCAGGGUCUCCAUUCGGGCUUCCUGACCACCUUGAGAGCAGCGAGUUGGGGACAGCACUCGUGGCUUAAUACACUGUAUGGAUGACUUAUUUCUUGCUAUUUAUUUUAGACCUGUAUUUUUGUGCUCUGCGCAGAGAUGUUCUCUUGCAUCAGCAGCGUGAGCAGGCUACGUUGCACCCCGGGGAAAUCACCUCUCGUCUUUCUGAAAGACCCCUCCAUGGCUUCGGUCGCUUCCUGGAACUGCAGGGCAAGCGGCUUAUUAGAAAGUAUUUAUUUGAUCUUUUUCUUGCUCUAUUCUUUUUAUUGCUCUGAUGUUUAAGUCUUUUCACAUGCUGGAAUGGAAGUAACUACCAGAAAUGUUUUUUUUUUCCCCUUUUUUUAAAUAGAGCUAAGGAAUGGAUAAAAAUCGCUUUUACAAAUGUGUCAGGCUUGGAAAUGUCUGGAGGUGUGCACAGUUCAGACACUGCACCUUAUCCCCAAAAAGCAGCAAAUCUCGUUAGCUUCAUCCUCUGCUUCACAACUGUUUGGCAGAAUCAGUGAAAUUGCCUUGGGUUUUGGCGCAGCAGUGUUUGGCGCUGCAGCCGUGCAUCGCCCGGCAUCGCACCACGUGCUGCCCCCAGCUAGCCCCGGCCUCGCUGCUGACGUACCGGCAGGUUUGUCAAAUCUCUCCUUUCUAUCUUGGCAGCCUCCUUUUAAGUAAUUAGUUGUGGUGAAGUAUCAAAUUUCAAGAAAAAAACAUAAACAAGGAUCUCUCAGAGCUUGUUUGGGAAGGAACUGGAUAUUCUCUGCUGUCACAUGCACACCGAGUCUCUCUGCCUCCUUCUCCCUCUCCCUUCCUCCCUUUCUCUCUUCCAUAUUUAAAAUGUUCUUUCAGAGACAGAACAUUAUUUUCCCAAUGAUGCGCCAGGCCCUCUGGCCACACUGGGGAAUUUUGCUUAGAAAUGUUACGCUUCUCAUGGCUUUGGGAUUUUGACAAGUGCUGUAUUUAUUACAAUCAUUCAUAUUUUCUUACCAUUUUAUUUAUUUCCUAAAUAAAGCUCACUCACUUAA
Dromaius novaehollandiae (emu) is the source of this 3543-nucleotide messenger RNA. It is a transcript of the gene TRAF1, whose product is annotated as TNF receptor associated factor 1. Lineage: Eukaryota; Metazoa; Chordata; Aves; Casuariiformes; Dromaiidae. The coding region runs from base 186 to 2045 and encodes 619 amino acids. The transcript has 13 exons. Gene Ontology annotation, biological process: tumor necrosis factor-mediated signaling pathway; regulation of apoptotic process; protein K63-linked ubiquitination. The record is from RefSeq and is a predicted model, not a curated record. Gene Ontology annotation, molecular function: tumor necrosis factor receptor binding; zinc ion binding. Gene Ontology annotation, cellular component: cytoplasmic side of plasma membrane.